Messenger RNA from Scleropages formosus (Asian bonytongue), 1110 nucleotides. RefSeq names its product CKLF-like MARVEL transmembrane domain-containing protein 6. The coding region runs from base 123 to 653 and encodes 176 amino acids. The transcript has 4 exons. NCBI's taxonomy places the organism in Eukaryota, Metazoa, Chordata, Actinopteri, Osteoglossiformes, Osteoglossidae. Gene Ontology annotation, cellular component: membrane. The record is from RefSeq and is a predicted model, not a curated record.
CUUUUCCCGCCCGGCACAGCACACUAGUUGAGGCAUUCCGCAGGAGCUCCGCCCUCCACGCGCUGGGAGUCACAGGCACAGGCACUCUCACUUCUGCUGCUGGACUGUGUGUCGCGUUCGCCAUGGUAUCGAGCACAGUAAAUCAGAGUAAAAACGAGUCUCACGCGCCAAAAACGAAGGAAGUGGAACUGCCGGGUGUCAGUGUCGGCGGAUCGCAUAUUGUCUUUACAGUCGUCGAACUGCUCCUGUCCUUAACUGCUUUCAUCCUGGAGGAGCUCAUCAUCACUUGCACAUCCUGUUUGCCCCUUUACUACUUUGAGUUUGCCAGCUUCACAGCCUCCCUCUUCACACUUCUCUUCCUCAUUGUGGGCUUUAUGGACCUUCCGAGGACACUGGACAUCCCGUGGCUCUCCUGUCUGGAACUGUUCACCAAAAUGGCAGUUUGUGCACUUUUUUUCAUUGCAUCCAUUGUAUUUUUUUACAACAACGACAGGACCCAGUUGGAGAUGACUGCCAUGGCUUUUGGGUUCUUAGCAACUUUUGUGUUCAUGACUGACAUCGGAAUCCAUGUGAAAAUGGGAAUGCUGAUGAAAGCUGAUCGACCCAGUGUGAUCAAGAAGGGGGCAAAUUCCUGUGGAGUGCCACACACCUGAGUAAUAAUAUACACCAGAAUUGUUUGGAUGACACUAAGCAGCAUAUUGCUUGCAGUACUUCAAGUUUCAGAAGCAGGGUUGACAGCCUUAAUCCCUAAUAAUUUUUCCACCUGCUCUAAAGUAAACAUACUUUAAAAGUAAGGAAGGUCACGAUAUUGCCAUGUACAUUUGUAAAGUUUAAUAAUGAAAAAGAGAUCAGUUUCCUCCAUUGACUCAAGUUUUUUAAGUCUUUAAAUCACCCAUUUAUAUAAGGACUUGUUUGCGAACAGGGUGCUAUGGGAUGGUCAUAUACUGAGCAAAAAAUGUGAUCUUUUGAUUCUACACACAUAAUUUGAGGUAGGUGAGGUAGGAGCAUGUAAAUACCACCUGCUAACGCUUACUAUAGGUAAAGUGUAAAAAUUCAAAUGUAAUAUUUUAUUUAAGUUCAUGCUUAAAGCACACACACUGUCUGAGCCAC